Messenger RNA from Bactrocera tryoni, 4366 nucleotides. RefSeq names its product probable sodium/potassium/calcium exchanger CG1090. The transcript has 6 exons. Gene Ontology annotation, molecular function: calcium, potassium:sodium antiporter activity; calcium channel activity. The record is from RefSeq and is a predicted model, not a curated record. Gene Ontology annotation, cellular component: membrane. NCBI's taxonomy places the organism in Eukaryota, Metazoa, Arthropoda, Insecta, Diptera, Tephritidae. Gene Ontology annotation, biological process: calcium ion transmembrane transport; intracellular calcium ion homeostasis. The coding region runs from base 1064 to 3055 and encodes 663 amino acids.
CUUAGCAGUAGCACACCAGCGGUGCCGUCGUGACAAUCGAUGCGGUGGUGAAAACUCAGUACAAUUCUACGGUCUUCCCUUGCUGGAAGGACGGUCGCACUCUUGGCCACUAUGUGUUAUUAUUGAAGAUAAACGGAAACUGAAUAAAUUUAGUGUAAUUAAAAAAUAGCAAAACAUAAUAUAGUGCAAUUAAAAACAAGCAAGUCAAUAAUUCUUUGCAAUAGAGUGUGAAAUGAAAUGUUGUUCUACGCCUGAAAAGUAGUGAGGCUCUUGCGUAUACGAAAAAUUUUCAACGAACAACUUGAAAUUUUAUUCUUCCUUCUGCUUCUGCUGCAAAUACGCAACAACAUAAUAUUCUGUGUAUCUGAAAACUGUAACGCCACCACCACAGCGCCCAACCACCCAAACGAACACCCACUUCUACGCUGCCAUCACACGAUUGCAGUUGUGUGUCACACCGAAAAAAAACCAAAAAAAAAAUACAGAAAAAUAAUGAAAAUGAUAUAAUAAAAACAAAAACGGGAGAGCGAAAAGAAAAAAGUGUAUACAGGAAGAAAGGGCUGCGACGAAAACCUCUUCAGUGACAACGUAAAUGGUGCUAAUCGCGGUACAAGUGGAGUCUGAAUAAUCGAAUCGAGCGAGACAUACAUACAUUCUGACCGAGUGAAAAUCGGACGAAAAAUACAACGAAAAGAACGUCGGGAAAACAACAGUGUUUCACUUUUUUAUUAGCAAAUAUUUAUACGAAUGUAAUGUGCUAUUUUAAUGCCAUCACCUCGUUAGCUAUUAUAUACACAACAGUGUAAAUCGUCACACACACACAUACACACAUAUAUGUGUGAUUUAAAAUCAUAAAAGACUGAAAAGUGCAAAUGCAAGUGACAGUGAAAAUAAGAUAAACGCGUUUAAUAUUGCAAGCACGAAGUUAAGCAGGCGUAAGCUGUGCGAAUAUCCUUUGAGGAAACAAUCAAAAUAACAAUAGGGCUUUAGAGACAAAGCUCAAAUAAUCGCGACAACUACAACAACACCACAAGCAGCCACAAAAACAAAAAAACAAUACAAAAUGAUUGUCCGAAGAAGAAGCCGUCGAGCACGUAUGUGGAAUAUGGGACUAUUGUUCCUUAUUUACUACUGUGUUAGUGUCUACUCGGCCAAGAGUGAGGGAAGAACGGAAAGUAUGUUUAAUCCCGAGAAUUUGCAAGAAGAAGGGGAUAGCGGAGUAGGUGAGACAGGCGGCAAUGAACCCUCAGAUAGUGAUCUUGCGGACACCGAUGUGAUGGAUAGUACGCUCAGUUCUUUAACUACAACGGAGAGUACUGUUAUGACAACAGAAGCCACACACGCUGCUGCCAAACACGCCGUACCCACUUGGCGACCAAAACGCAAUUGUACCCCGCCCGCUAUCGAACAAUUUCCUCAGCCAUUGAUGGGUAAAUGGGCACGUCAGCAUGGUGGACUCAUCAUUCACGUACUCGUUGCCAUUUUUACAUUCUUCGGUUUGGCUAUCGUUUGUGAUGAAUACUUUGUCGCCAGUUUGGAUCGCCUGUGUGAAGAAUUGAAGUUGUCACCCGAUGUAGCGGGUGCUACUUUCAUGGCAGCGGGUAGUUCUGCGCCCGAAUUGGCAACGGUAGUGAUUGGUGUAUUUUUUGCGAAGGACGAUAUCGGCAUAAGCGGCGUUAUUGGCUCGGCGGUGUUCAAUAUCAUGUUUGUAAUAUCGGUCUGUGCACUAUGCUCUGGCACUGUGUGUCAACUGAAUUGGUGGCCAUUGGUGCGUGAUUGCUUCUUCUAUAGUCUCUCGAUAUUAGUGAUGCUGAUUAUCAUCUUUAAUGACGUUAUAUCUUGCUACGAGUCCGUCUUCAUGUUGCUGUGUUAUGUGGGAUAUUGUGUGGCGCUACAUUUCAAUACGGAACUGGAGCGUUGGGCUUUGUCGUUAAAUCUACCAUUCAAGUUACCCACAAAGGAAGAGCAAUCAUCGUUGGUGACAUAUAAGAACAUGCCGGAUAACUCAUAUACACAAGGCACUCAGCAGCAACAACAGCAAACAAGCCUUACACAAGACGGUGCAUCUGGUUCACAGCAACAGCAACAGGCAACAAGCGAUUACCAAAGCUAUGGAGAAUCAAAUACCAGUUGGGAUCCAAACGCCGCUUGGGGCGAUGAACCGUCGACAAAUCCAGUGGGAGUCAGUGUUAGAUACGGCCAACCGCCCGGCGAAGAUGACUGGGGCACGAAUACGUUCUACGCCUCUGGACCCGGUUCGGGACAAGAUAAUAUGGCUUAUAAUCCCGAUCAACCGGAUGCCGUCGUCACACAAACAAACACAAAUGGUGACGGCAGCAAACCGAGUGUAGGUAAACCGCAACCAGCUGGUGUUGAAUAUUAUAAAUCAGCUGAUAAAUCGAAAGAGGCACGCCCCAAUCCAUUGGAACGUCCCACGGAAGGCGGACUUCCAACACUGAUUGCCUGGUAUGUCGUCUAUCCCAUACAUUAUUUAUGCCAGAAAACUAUGCCAGAUUGUCGCACCGAAAAGUACCGUAAUUGGUAUCCAUUCACUUUUAUCGUAUCGAUGAUAUGGAUCUCGUUCUAUUCAUAUUUUAUGGUUUGGAUGAUAACCGUGAUUGGUUCAACAUUGGCCAUACCAGACACGGUUAUGGGAUUGACAUUUGUGGCUGCUGGUGUAUCUGUACCCGAUGCCCUAAGCUCAAUAGCGGUAAUCAAAGAAGGCUUCGGCGAUAUGGCCGUAUCGAAUGCGAUCGGCUCGAAUGUCUUUGAUAUCCUAGUGUGCUUAGGUCUUCCGUGGUUUAUACAAACGGCCAUUAUAAAGCCUGGCUCGCACGUCAAUGUCAUCUCGAAAGGCUUGGCAUACUCCACCUUAUCGCUCUUCUCGACGGUCAUCUUUCUCAUUAUGUCCACACAUUUGAACGGCUGGAAAUUGGACAAACGACUAGGCAUUAUACUGAUGAUUUGGUACUUGUGCUUCAUCACAUUGGCCUCGCUGUAUGAGUUGAACGUAUUUGGUUACAUGAACCCACCGGAAUGCGCCAGUGAAUAUUAGAAAAAUCAAUGUGGCUGUAUUAUGAAUGUAGGUACAACACAGAGGAAGCUGAAAACACAAGAUAAUACCAAAUCAAGCAUUCACAGGACGAAGCUAUUUAUUUACAGAUACACUACAUAAGUUCAAUAAAUAAAUGGGUCGACAUCAAGAAGGUUUCGCAGUCUAAGAAGCAGCAAAACAAAGUGCAGCUUACAUGCACAUCUACUUAUUUGUAUGUGUGUAAGCCAAGCGAUUUGGAUUUUGUUACGUUGCUGAGCGGCUGUGUUGCGAAGCUGGACAAAUGCAUUUGUUAAGUUAACUCCACGUUUUGAUUUCAUGUCUUCACAUGAGCAACUGGCACAGAACACAACCACAACCGCAUACUUAUGCAAAAAAUACAAAAAAAAAAAACAAACAAACAGUUAUUGUACUCAAGUACAUGUGCCAAGUACAGCGAGUCUGCAUCAAACUUUAAGCUACAGAUCUCAUUACCUACCGGUGCAUACUGGACAGAUGCUGACACACUGGCACUCAUACAUACAUAGAUAUACAGAUUAACGGCUGCAUAACUAACAAUUCUCGCCAUUAUCAAUUAAACGGCAACAGCCGUGCACUCAACGCAAUGAAAUAGUCAAAUACAGGGUGAUUGUGAAGAACUUGUAGUCGUGUUGGCGUUGAUUUGUUAAUGCACGUAACGUUAAACUCGACUUGUUAACUAGCUGAAAAUAUAUAAUUACUUGAAUAUAUCUUACUGUAUGAAACCUACACAAUCUGCUCCUCUUCCUCUCCUUCUGGCGCCUCCACUGAAAAACUUCCAGGUAUGGCAGAAACAUACGAGACAAACUCAAAGAAAUUAUGAUGAAAAUAUAAACAAUUAUAAAAAUAGCUAAAAAUUAAAAUGAAACGAAAAGAUAGCAUAUACCAUAUUAGCACGGCACCAUAUUUACAACAACAUUUUAAUAUACAAACCAAUUCGUAAAAGUAAAAUGUUAGUACAUACGUUUUUACAUCGCACGAAGCAACAAGUUAUAUAAUACUAUGUAUAAUAUAAAUUCAUAUAUGUAUAUGAAAAAUAUUGACCUAAUGCAAGUAAUACUCCUAACGUAAAAUGUCUAAAAUGAAAGCUAUAAUAACAAUGCGCUUCAAAUGACUCUUUUUGAGGUCAUCUCUUAAACAGUUCUUAUAUAUGUAGAUAUAUAAAAGCUAAUAUUUGUUAGAUAUAUUUUUUAUUAUUACGAAAAAUACUUUAAUUUUAGUUUAAAGAAUGAACUAAUGAAAAACGAGUAUUUCAAAUUAUAUAUUUUAUUUUUUUUAUUAAUAAAAUAUUUUAAA